AUGCCGCCGGUGCGCACUCGGGUGGGUCAACUCCCGACGUCCCAAACCAAGUCUCCACGCACCCUAGCAUGUGCGAGCUGCCAGCAGCGCAAGAUCAAAUGUGACCGACAAUCUCCCUGUGCAAAUUGUCUAAAGCAGCGCAUACAGUGCAUACCAGCAACACAGACUCGUGUCAGAAAACGGCGUUUCCCCGAGCGGGAACUCUUGGAUCGCCUUCGGAAGUACGAGGAUCUGCUCCGAAAGAAUAAUGUGAAAUUUGAUCCGCUUCAUAAAGAUCCAGGAACAACAGGUGAUCAAGGUGCUGAGACUUCUGAGGAGGAGGGGCCAAAUAAGUCAAAUCAUUCAUCUCCAGCCCCGGCGAGGUCAGAAAGUGCCCACGAACCUAAAAAUCUUUGGCAGGCCAUGAGUCAAGGGCCCCGUUAUGGUCAUACGAACGAGAUGCUACACGAAGCUGUUGUCAAACUUUCAUGGGACCAGUCUUUCGGGAAUGACCAUCACAUUAUUCUCGGCUCUCGAAAGGCAUCUGUCGACCUUGCGACCAUGCACCCUGAACCAGUUCAUAUUAUCAGGCUCUGGCAGUUAUACCUCGACAAUGUCAAUCCACUGUUCAAAGUGACCCAUACUCCAAGCCUUCAAGGGAUGAUUAUUGAGGCUGCCACUAAUACCAUGAGUAUUGAGCCUCAUCUUGAAGCCCUGAUGUUUAGCAUAUACUGCAUGGCAAUCCAGAGUCUCACCGCGGAGAACUGCCAGACAUUAUUUGGUUUGUCGCAGGCCGAUCUUUUAACAAAAUAUCAAUUUGGUUGCCAACAAGCUUUGCUUAACUGCCAAUUUUUGCGGACCGAUAACCGGACUUGCUUGACUGCAUUGUUUCUAUUUCUGUUUUCUCUUAACUCGAACACAAACCCCCAGUCUCUUUCAUCAAUGCUUGGAAUUGCCAUCCGAAUUGCCCAACGUAUGGGCAUUGACAGUGAAACAUUUUUGGCUAAACAAAGCGUCUUCGAGGCUGAAAUGAGCCGUAGGCUGUGGUGGUCCCUUCUGAUGCUGGACGCUCGCAUGGGCGAACUUUCAGGGGCCAAAACGUCCACUUUGAAUCCUAUAUGGGACUGCAAACCUCCUAUGAAUAUCAAUGAUUCGGAAAUUUGGGCGGGGAUGAAAGAGCCACCGUCUGUCCAGGGAAAAGCGACGGAGGCAGUAUUUAUUGUUCUGCGCAGUGAAAUGGCCAAUUAUAUCCGAAAUUCCCCAUUUCAUCUCGAUUUCUUGAACCCAGCCUUGAAACCAAUUGCCAAAGAUCUUCCAAAUGGAGGUGACGUCUCAACAUUCGAAACAAGAAUUCAGGAUGAGUAUCUUAAGUACUGCGAUAAAGAUAAUCCGCUUCAUUUGAUGACAAUCUUGACAAUACGUGCAUCACUUUCGAAAUGCUAUCUCUUGGAAAGCUAUGCAAAACAUUUCGACUCAUCGGUACACAAGACAGAUGCAGAAAGUGACGCUUCUGUCUUACAGGCAUUUCGCUUGCUCGAGUGUGAUACAACGAUUCUCAGUUCACCUCUUACGAAAGAAUAUGCCUGGCUUUUCCAGAUUUACUUUCCUUUUGUCGCAUACAUUAACAUCAUCCAAGAUUUAAAGAAACGGCCUGGUAAUAAUCUCACCGAAAGGGCUUGGCAAGUGAUGAAUGAAAAUUACGAGGUACGGUCCAAGUCGCCCAGGGCCUUUGAAAGUCCUCUAUUUGUGAUAUUCGCCAGAGUUAUUCUCGAGGCUUGGGAAGUCCUUGAGUCGACCUUCAGGCAAUCAGACUUCAACGUGCCAUCUCCAAAAAUCAUUCUCAACAUCAAGCAAAGACUAGCAGAGAUGACUAAGGAUAUUCUGAAUCCCAAUACGGAGCCGCCAGACGAUGCGCUUAACACUUUCUUGGAUCAGUCAUCGAUGCUGAUGCCGAUGGGAAUGGGAUUCGGAGAUGAAAGUCUUUCAUCUGGCAUGGCUGGACAGACUGGUUUCCCUUGGUCAGAUCCGAGAAUAUUGGCCAACAUGCCUGGACAAACGCCCAUGCUUAAUGAUAUCAAUCAUUUAAACUGGGUAUCAAUGGUCAGGGGCUUGCGGGAAGCCCGUGGAUGGUGA
Penicillium odoratum is the source of this 2112-nucleotide messenger RNA. Its product is annotated as Zn(II)2Cys6 transcription factor. The record is from RefSeq and is a predicted model, not a curated record. Gene Ontology annotation, molecular function: DNA binding; DNA-binding transcription factor activity, RNA polymerase II-specific; zinc ion binding. The transcript has 4 exons. Gene Ontology annotation, biological process: regulation of DNA-templated transcription; DNA-templated transcription. Lineage: Eukaryota; Fungi; Ascomycota; Eurotiomycetes; Eurotiales; Aspergillaceae. The coding region runs from base 1 to 2112 and encodes 703 amino acids.